Molecule: messenger RNA, 2840 nt
Organism: Dreissena polymorpha
Lineage: Eukaryota; Metazoa; Mollusca; Bivalvia; Myida; Dreissenidae
Product: meiosis-specific nuclear structural protein 1-like
Exons: 10
Coding region: 154-1662 (502 amino acids)
Biological process (GO): cilium organization
Cellular component (GO): motile cilium
Source: RefSeq, a predicted model, not a curated record
UUAAAAUGAAAACAUAAAUAUGUAACCCCUAACAACGAAAGUCGACUCGACGAUUUACAUUAGCGGCCAUAUUUUUCUUAAAAACAAACAUUGUAAAAUAUAAGAAAAAUUAAUAUAGCAAAAAUACAACAACUCUACAACAAUUUUAUAGAAAUGGCCACGGUACGACGAGCGCCCCAGCAGACAGUCGCUCAACGGGAAAGACAGCUGGAGAACUCUCGACACCAGGAGAUGGUGCGGGAAGAAACGCUGCGCACUCUUGCUCGCGAAAAAAUGCUUGAGUCCAACAUGAACCGAGGGGAGCGCCUCGACAGCAAACGAUUCAUUCGCCAGACCAUGCAGGAAACGAAGGAGAGAGAGAUGGAGGAAACCAUACUCAAGGCCCAGAGGGACCGCCUCCAGCGCGAGGAGCAGAUGGCACAGGAGGAGAGACUUGCAGCGGAGCUGGAACGCAGGAAACUAGACGGCAUCAGGGACGAGAAAAUGAGACAACAGAUCCGGGAAUCUAGUCUGGAACUGAGAGAGUUAGAGGCCAAACUGAAGUCUGCAUACAUGAACAAGGAGCGUAUGGCCCAGAUGGCUGAGAAGGAAGCAAUCAAGUUUGACAUCAUGAAACGUGAUGCAGAGAUCUCACGGGAGAUGAUGGAGGAGCACAAGCGAGCGGAGGAGGCUGAGAAACAGCGCGAGAUGGAGCGCUACAAGGAGAGCAUCCGGUACCAGCAGGAGCUGGAGAGGCAGCUGGAGGAGCAGGAGGAGCGCAAACAGCAGGCAUACGAGGAGUUCCUCAAGGAGAAACUCAUGAUUGACGAGAUAGUGAGGAAGAUAUACGAGGAGGAUCAGAGAGAGCGAGAGCUGGCCCUACAGAAACAGAAGGCGACCCAGGAGUUCAUACGUGACUUCAAGGAGGCGCGGGAGCAGUGGAAGCAGCUGGAGAGGCAGAGAAUGGAGGCGGAGAACGAGAGGAUCAAGGAGUUCGCGGCCCUGCAGAAACUGAGAGAGGGGGAGAGGCAGGCACAGAAGAAGGCCAAAGAGGACUCAAUGGCCCGCGUGCAGCAGGCGCUUGCAGAGGAGAUAUCUCGUGCGGAUGAAGAGAGAGAAGAGAUGGAGAGGGUCAGAAUGGAGCUGCACCUGGAGGAGCAGGAGGAACGGGAGAGGCAGAAGGAGAGGGACCUGAUGGCUCGGCGUAUCCGGCAGCGUCUGGAGCUGCAGGAGCAACACGCCCAGCAGAUCCACUUCAAGCAGCUCAGGAAGGAGGCGGAGGACAAGGAGGAGGAGGCAUUCAGACAACAGAUGCUGGCCAAGUUUGCGGAGGAUGACAAGAUAGAGCAGCUCAACGCCCAGAAGAGGCGUAUGAAGCAGCUGCAGCACAAGCGCGCAGUCGAGGACCUCAUUGAGGACAGGCGUGUGCAGUUCGCCGCUGACCGGGAGCGCGAGUUGGAGGGCAGACGGGAGGAAGAGAGGAUGGAGGCUUUCAGGAGGAAUAUCAUCGAGGAGGAGAGGCAGAAACUGCUGAGAGAGCACGCCAUGCGUCUCCUGGGAUACCUGCCCAAGGGAGUUAUACGUGAUGAGGGUGACCUACAGAGGCUGGGCCCAGAGUUCCAGGAGGCGUAUCAGCGGAGACAAAUCGACCCCUUUGACGACGGGGCCUGGGAGCCACGAUAGUACCUCGCCUGACUGCUGUAUCAGUGGACUAUAUAGGGGGACUGGUUGUUAUGUGACAUAAAUCCUAUUCAGUUGUUCAUAUGCAUAUUUUAGAUUAAAUUAUUUAAUUAUAUAUAUUUUUGGGUUUGUUUAGAAAAAUGCUGUUUCAUCUAAAAAAAUUAUUGAAAGCUGUUUUUGUUUUAAACUGGGUUAUAUAAUGAACUGGUUGUAAUUUGGCAUGGGUCUUAAUUUGUUGUUCAUAUGCAUAUUUUGUGUAUGUAUUUAUGUGAUUAAAUGAUUGAAUUUUAUAAUAAAAAAUUGUUUGGGUUAGAUAAAAAUAAAAUAAAAGAAAUAAAAUAUUCUAUCUUAUAGCAAGAUGUUUAGUUUGCUUUUCAAGCAUGUGUCAGCCAAUCUUGUUUCAUUUAAAACAAAUCUAUUUAAAGCAGUUUUGUUAUGAUUGUUUAACAAAGAAAAGUGUUGAUCCUAAAGUUUCAACAAAAUGUACUGCACAUGUGCACGUCAAUUGUUAUAGCAUACACUUGCAGUGUUUUUCUAAUUGUAUAAUGAUUAUUGAUUGCACUCAAUUAUUGUGUUAGCUUCUAACUUCUCUUUUUGAUACAAAAUUGAAUAUUCCUCUCUCUACGAAAGAGUUAGUAAGAAGCUAACUGCAUAUAUAGACCAUGCUCUGUGAAAAGGGGGUAUAACACAUGUGCGCAAAGUGACGUCCCAGACAUUAUCGUCCGAAUAAUCAGGAACGACUCUUUCUUUUUUUAUUAGCAAAAAUAUAGUUUAGGCUGAAAGUGUAGUACCUGAUUAUCCUGUGCGGACUGCACAGGCUUAUCUGGGACGAAACUUUACACUCAUGCAUUAAACCCCCUUUUCACAGAGCAUGGCUCAUAUAGAUGAACAGAGUAUGUUAUACAUUCCAAAGGGGUUUUGUAUGUGCUUAAUUUAUUGAAUAUUAUAAAUGUUUUAAGGAUUCAGUUAGAAACUCUUGUGACAGCUUAUAAUUUUUCUUUUAAAUGAAGACUUACAAUUUAUAAUUGUUUUAAAGACAUCCCUGUAAAUGAAAGAUACAUUGAGUGACUCUAAGUCUGCGGCGGACUGAAUAUCAAUAUAGGGUAUAUUGUUCUGUGAUACGAUAUUUCAUUGUGUAUGUAUGUGUGCAUUAACUAAUAAAUUCUAUUUGAUUGUUUAAA